Caenorhabditis sp. 36 PRJEB53466 is the source of this 660-nucleotide messenger RNA. Lineage: Eukaryota; Metazoa; Nematoda; Chromadorea; Rhabditida; Rhabditidae. The record is from the annotation of a GenBank genome assembly.
AUGUCUGAGGGUGCCAGCUCGUCGAGCAACUAUGCUCGGUUCAUCAAGGAAGAGCUCAUCGAUCCCGAAUACGAAAGACAAGAAGCUUCGCCACCGCCGAUGAAUACGUACGAACAGAUUAUGAGGAACCUGAUGCAGGAGAUCGCCGUAGAGGAUCAGUGGAUCGGUGAGCCCACAUUAGAAUUGUCAAAAUUCAUGACAAGGUUUUCAGCCUCCACUCCCGCUCAUCAACAAGAAUGGAUCAGAGCCCAGAUCGAAAAGAACCAGAAAGAGGUGAUGACGAAUAAUCCGGCAAUGCAACACAAGAUGGCCAAAGCUACCACAAGUGAGCCACCCGGUUUUGUGAGUCAUCAAACGCGAUAUUGCAGAAUACAAACAAAUGGAACUCGAAAUCCGACGAAAGGCGAUUCGGCAGUUCGAACAGCACUAUUAUCAAACGGAGCAGCGCGUCAAUCCGGAAAGAAGCGCAAAGGCAAAGGUGACAGCGGGAACGUAUGCCGAAUAUGAGGACGACGACGGUAUAAACAAAAGAAAACGAUCGGAAAUCAUGCACUCAUAUUUUCAGACGACAUCCGCGCAAUUGCAAUGAUUCGUCAUGGAACUUCCAAGCAGACGAGAAAGAAGCGUGGCGGGAGAAGAGCCAACGGAAAGAAGCAUUAA